This is a messenger RNA of Polistes dominula (European paper wasp), 585 nucleotides long. It is a transcript of the gene RpL26, whose product is annotated as ribosomal protein L26. Gene Ontology annotation, biological process: translation. The record is from RefSeq and is a predicted model, not a curated record. Gene Ontology annotation, cellular component: large ribosomal subunit; ribosome. Gene Ontology annotation, molecular function: structural constituent of ribosome; RNA binding. Lineage: Eukaryota; Metazoa; Arthropoda; Insecta; Hymenoptera; Vespidae.
UUUCGUUUUAUACAGUUUUCCGGAGAGGAGGAACGUUCUUCCGCUGUUACGACGAGUUGUUGAAGUUUGGAGAAAAAACAUAAUGAAGUUCAACAAGUUAAUAUCUUCCUCACGAAGGAAAAAUCGUAAGCGUCAUUUUACCGCUCCUUCUCAUAUACGUAGAAGGUUAAUGUCUGCUCCUCUCUCAAAAGAACUCAGACAAAAGUACAACGUGCGAUCAAUGCCUAUACGUAAAGAUGAUGAAGUACAGGUUGUCCGUGGACACUAUAAAGGUCAACAAGUUGGUAAAGUAGUUCAAGUCUACAGAAAAAAAUUUAUUAUAUUUAUUGAACGGAUACAGAGGGAAAAGGCAAAUACCGCUAAUGUAUAUGUCGGUAUUGAUCCUUCAAAGACUGUGAUUGUCAAAUUAAAAAUGGAUAAGGAUAGGAAAAAGAUCAUAGACAGAAGAGGUAAAGGCAGGCUUGCUGCUUUGGGUAAGGAUAAGGGCAAAUAUACAGAAGAUACUACGGCUGCCAUGGAAACUUCGUAAAUAAUGACAGAAUAUAUUGUAUUUGAUACAAUAAAAAAAAGUAAAUUUAAAAAUCA